Gongylonema pulchrum is the source of this 225-nucleotide messenger RNA. NCBI's taxonomy places the organism in Eukaryota, Metazoa, Nematoda, Chromadorea, Rhabditida, Gongylonematidae. The record is from the annotation of a GenBank genome assembly.
AUGAAGGACGGUUCGAAUGAUUUUCCUGUUGUAACCUUGGACUGGAAUCGGAAACCGAACACAGUGCUUACUUAUCUGAGUGGCUUUGGUCAUUUAUGCUGGCCUGUCGAAAAAACUUUGGCACGAUGCUGGUCGAGCAAGAUUGUGACCCGAUAUAUUGCUCGAAAAUGCAAUUUGAUGACGAAUUGCGUGAAAAUUGGAAAUACGAAUGUCGGAAAAGCGUAA